Messenger RNA from Gadus chalcogrammus (walleye pollock), 1594 nucleotides. RefSeq names its product TLC domain-containing protein 3A-like. Gene Ontology annotation, biological process: lipid homeostasis. Lineage: Eukaryota; Metazoa; Chordata; Actinopteri; Gadiformes; Gadidae. The transcript has 5 exons. The coding region runs from base 164 to 964 and encodes 266 amino acids. The record is from RefSeq and is a predicted model, not a curated record. Gene Ontology annotation, cellular component: endoplasmic reticulum; membrane.
CCUACUCACUCCCUGAGCUACUGCUGUCCACACACGCGAGAUCACGCUAUCUCACGAGACUUCUCGCGGUUGCUCCUAUAACUAUGCCCUGAUAGUACUCAACUCGACUGUACUUAUAUUUGGUUUUAUUUUGUUCUGCAAAGUGUGUCCGCACAUUCAGACAAUGCUUUCUAUUUUAGCGUGUGGAAUGGUGUUCUUCCCAGGUCUGUUCUACGGCUUGAGGAAAGUGCUGAAGUCCGCCUUUACACACUGGAGUGAUGCGGAUGUGGUGGUUGUUAGCGAAAGAUUGGUCUCCUCCGUCCAUGCGUCGUUGGCCACUGUGUCUGGAGUCCUGGUGGUAAACACCUGCAGGGAUGUAAUGAAUGACCGACACUGGCUGGUGAACAGCUUUGUGCUCUUUGGGGCCCCCUACAUGGCCUAUGACCUCUACGCCAUGUACCUGAGCCACUACCACCAGCAGAGACUGAUAAACAACAGUGCUGCUCACCAGAACCACUCUCUGCAGACGGUAAAGGCGUUCCUCUCGAAGGAGCGACUGCUGGUCUUCCAUCACAUGGCCCUCCUUCUUGUUUUCAUGCCCAUUGUUCUGUUCUUCAGAAGAGACCUUGGAGACUUCUUUAUAGCUUGUUUUUGGAUGACAGAGUUCAGCACUCCCUUUGUUUCAUUGGGGAAGAUUCUCAUUCAGUUGGGCUUGGAGAACAGCAAGCUCCACUGGAUCAAUGGGGUCAUGGUUCUCUGCAGUUUCUUCACCUGCCGAAUACUGCUCUUCCCUUACAUGUACUGGAUGUACGGUCAGCAGUUUGACCUCCCCCUACACAGUGUUCCCUUCCACCUGCCAUUGCACUGCAACGUGGGCAACCUUUCUAUCAUGGUCCCCCAGGUCUACUGGUUCAUAUUGCUGGUGAAGAAGGCACACAGACUCUACCGGAGGAAGGUUAAAGACCAGGGGCCAAAACAAGAGUGAAACUUUGAAUGGCACCUUUAAAAACAAUUGAAAGGUAGUUUAAUUAAUUGAUGGCUUUGUCCCCAGAGGCACUAAACCCAUUGUGAACGUGCCAUACGAAACAACAUGAAUUUAUAAAUUCAAAAUCUGACAGGAUCUUAACAAAUUUUGUCCUUUGUUUUACAAAAGUUUGUUUUGUAAUGCUGGUGGUUCUAUGGGGAAUUUUCCUAAUAAAAUAAAGUAAAAUUGUAUUCUGCUUGUCAACAUGUUUGUAAGUGUCUUAAACCAAGUCAAAAGCUUAGAGAUGAGAUGUCUCUUUCCUUAUUCUAAAUGGACAAUGCAGUCAAGUGGUAAGAAAUUGAAGAGCCAUAUUACGGAUAGAUGACAGUGAAGUGAUGCUUUGAAGUAUUAGCUUUAUCCUGGUGGGUAAAUCAUUAACACAUCCCAGUGUAGCAUGAAACCAUGGCCAGUUAUUUUUUGAUAUAACCUUUUUAUUUAUGUUUCAAAAAAAUCUUGUAAUGAGGGCAGUAUUUGAAACAAAGGAAUAGCAGAGCAUGGCUUCUUUUUCAAGGGGUAGAAGACAAGAGCUUGGCUAUUUUCUGGUGCAGUACCGCCUUCAUCUCCUGACUCUCCAGGUUGUCUGUGAUGGUG